AUGGUGAUAACAACCGAUUCCAAAUAUAUUGAAGAAGUAGAUAUACCCGAAAAUCUACAACUUGAAAUAGAUUUGUCAGAUCCACUCCUCAAAGGUAAUAGCAAUAGCAACACAAAUGUUUGUACUCAGUCAACUCUUAAUACUACCACGUCAACAGUUUCUCCCGUGAGGAAAAGAUUUGAAUCAUUGCCAGAGGGCUUAUCGGCUUCCUCAUCAUCGCUAGAUUCCUUGAAUCUGCUGUUAGAGAAACAAAUGACAAAGCAAUUAAAUCAUCCACAACAUCAGGAGCAUCUUGGUUCUGGCAAAUAUUCCCCAUUGGGUGGUAAUGGUGGAAAACUAGGUAGACGAACCAAGGUUAAAGAAACGAAUAGAAUAUCCUUGACAUAUGACCCGGUUUCAAAGAGAAAAGUCUUAAAUACUUAUGAAAUUAUAAAAGAAUUGGGACAUGGCCAGCAUGGAAAAGUAAAGUUAGGAAGAGAUCUCGUAACGAAACGUCUUGUUGCCAUAAAGAUAGUUGAUAGACAUGAAAAGAAAGAAAGAAAAUUCUUUAGCUUUAAGAAGCCAGGAAAGACUGAGAACGAUAAGAUUAAACGUGAAAUUGCGAUUAUGAAAAAAUGCCAUCACAAACAUGUGGUAAAACUAAUUGAAGUUCUCGAUGACUUAAAGUCCAGAAAAAUUUACCUAGUACUUGAAUAUUGUUCAAGAGGCGAGGUUAAAUGGUGCCCCCCAGAUUGUUUGGAAACAGAAGCAAAAGGUCCAUCGCCGUUGAGCUUCCAAUUUACCAGAGAAAUCCUCAGAGGUGUGGUUUUAGGUUUAGAAUAUUUGCAUUAUCAAGGAAUCAUACAUCGGGAUAUCAAGCCAGCUAACUUAUUAUUAUCAGAAACAGGAAUCGUCAAGAUAUCAGAUUUUGGUGUAUCAUUGGCCGCAUCGAGCUCAAAUGUUGAUGGAAGUGAUGAAACAAUCGAUGAAUUAGAACUUGCAAAAACAGCUGGAACGCCAGCUUUCUUUGCACCUGAGAUAUGUUUGGGAGAGGAUGCAUUUGAGAAGUAUCAACUUGAUAGGGAGGAAUUGUUUAAGGGCUCUUGUAUAUCCUUUAAAAUUGAUAUAUGGGCGCUUGGGGUCACAUUAUACUGUCUUGUAUUCGGUAUGCUUCCGUUUGUGUCAAGCUUCGAGCUGGAGCUAUUUGAAAAGAUUGUGAAUGACCCCGUUAAGUUCCCAAAAUAUUCAGAUAUGUUGAAGAAUAACCAAGUGCUUCAAAUGACUGAAGAAGCCGAAUAUGAGGCAGCAAAAGACUUACUGACUAGACUGUUAGAAAAAAAUCCUAUCAAAAGAAUAAAUAUUGAAGAAAUCAAAAGACAUCCUUUUGUAUGCUGGGAUUUUGAUCAUUUAGAUGGAGAAAGUGAGCAGGAAUUGUCCUUGAAACUAGAAGAAAAGAUGAACUUCCAAUGCGCUCAGAGAGAUUAUCUAACUCAAAUAUCUGUUACUAUGCAUGAGCUAAAUAAUGCAGUGUGUGGCGUGGGGAAGGAAAUAAAAGAAUCAGAUCUACAGAGCAUUACUUACCGGGAGAAUGCAUCAUCUGAUAACAGUAUCAAUCUAGAAAAAUUUAAUUUGAUUCGGGAUAGAGACAAUAGCUUAAUAGUGAGUGAAGGUUCUAUUUUGAAAAACAUGAAAGACUUGAGAAGGCUAUCAAGCAAAAAGAGUGGGGCAGAUGAGAGUCUAAAGAAGGAGACAAACUUAGAGCAAAGUCAGCUCCUGCUACAAAAUCUAAAGCUUGUUUCUAGUGAAGAUUGUGAAUAUGACCAGGACGCUGACUUUGAGGAAUCUCACGGUACGUCUUAUAGUGACAAUGAUGAGAGCGCUUCAGAAACUUUAUCUCAGAAAGAACAAUUUGAAAAAGAGAUGGAAGAAUUUGAAAAAAGGCAACAGAAUAACAACGUCGUUAAUUUGCCAAUUAAUUCCUCAUUUGCUUCCUUGGACAGUUUUUAUAUUGACAACUUUGCAAUGACGAAAAUGGGAAUGGAUAAUGAAGUAACCAACCCAGAACAAAGAAACUCUUCAGCGUCUACUUUUACAAAGUGGAAUACUGGUUCAACACAUAGCGUUUCACCAAUUUCUCACAAUUCAGCACAUUUCACUAAUAAUGGAAACCCUUCUGGGAAUACAACUAAUAUUAGUAGGAACCCAUCUUCCCAUAUGCUACCAUAUUCAUUAGGAAUGAGUUCGACUAGAAAUGACAGGAUUCCCCGCAAUCAUUCAAUUUCACCGCACUAUAGUUCUAAUAGUUCAAGAAAGUCAAGAUUACAGCUUUCAGAGGCAUUCCCAGCAAAGCUAAAAAUGACUUCUAAAAGCAAGUCUCAAACAAAUUAUCACGAAGGUUACGAAAAUACUGAGGUCGAUAGGGAGAAAGCAGGCAAGAGAGCAUCAUCUCACCCUCGGACCCAAAGUCGCAUGCAAAGAGCAAAUUCUACAACCAAGAACUCUAAUCAUGCUAUUGCUGCCAAAAAUGAGGCUGCAAAUAGAAGUACGGAUAGUAAUAGAAGUGAUUCACCUUUGAUAUCGCUACAGGAUAUGGUGAAAGCCUCUGGUAGUAAUCAAGAUACAUAUAACGUAAAGAAGGGUAACUUUUUCGAUAAUUUUAAUGGAGAUGAUGAUAGCAGUAGUCGUUCAUCUGUUUCUUCUGAAUCAUCAGAAUCCUAUUCUGAUGUCCCCAUUAGUGAGGACUCAUAUAGUAGUGCUAGCGUUUCAAGAAGAAAUACAGAUACAGAGUCUUUGCCUUAUGAAUUUGGAAUUGAUUCUGGACGUGCUAGUACAGUGUCGUUAAGAGAUGUUCCUCAAAAUUUGGGUAAUGUUAGGCCGUUUUUAGACUUGCAUCCAUUAACCAACUCUUCAUCAAAAGGUUCUCAACAAAGAAGAGAUUCUAUGAACUCGUCAGGUUCUGAUUCUGAUUCUGAUGGCCCUGGCUCAGUGUUGGUAUUAAGAGCUGGCAAUAAAGGGCAUAUGAGGCGCCAAAAUUCUUAUCAAAAUGACAGGCCAUUUAAUGAUAGUGCGUCCACUAUUACACCAGGUGCCACAUCACCAAAAAGGUUUUACGCAAAAGGAUCAACACUGCAGCCUACUAAUGAUAGAGCGAAGGGGUAUUGUAAAUCAAAUCUGAACCCUGGCGUUAUGGCAGCUAAUGCUGGUACAUUAGUAAUGUCUGACUCUAGGGCUAAACCUGUAAUUGGAACAUCAGACGUGUUUGGCACUAUAUCGAACUCAACUUUGACUGACGUUGCUCGUCAUCCACUAUCACGAGACUUAUUAAAAGAUGCCUUAUCAAGUGGUGAGAAUAGUGGAAGAAGAGGCUCCAUUCCUUUAGGCAUAUUGGGUAUUGGCAGUAAUUCCUCCCCUAUGAAUGCUACGGUUGGUGGCACACUAAAUAAGAGAGCAUCCUGGUCAAAAGAUCGGACCUCAUUAAGUGAUGACGAACUACAUAGCAAAAACCACUAG
Nakaseomyces glabratus is the source of this 3489-nucleotide messenger RNA. RefSeq names its product serine/threonine protein kinase SAK1 (gene SAK1). Gene Ontology annotation, biological process: intracellular signal transduction; protein phosphorylation. Gene Ontology annotation, molecular function: protein serine/threonine kinase activity; ATP binding. The record is from RefSeq and is a predicted model, not a curated record. Gene Ontology annotation, cellular component: cytoplasm. Lineage: Eukaryota; Fungi; Ascomycota; Saccharomycetes; Saccharomycetales; Saccharomycetaceae.